UCUCUCUCUCUCACUCUGCCUACAAAGCCAACCUAGCUCUAUCUUCACUGCUUUUCUAUCAUGGAAACGUUUUUUAAUAGACGGCGUUAAGAGUGUUGGUUUUAGUUUUACUUUAUUAUACUGAAAUGUAUGACCGUCUGGAUCCCCGCUCGGCCGAGAGAGGAAGGCUUUUUGUAGGUAUAAUACAAGGAAGCGUCGUCUGAGAGAGGGAGAGAGAGGGGGAAGGAUUGACGCUUUUUCCUCCUCUCCUCCUCCUUCUUCCUUUCGCCCCCCUCUUCUCCUCUUUUUGGCGGAGAGAGGAGUUGAGGCAGGAAUAAACGCUUUUUUUUUGUUUUUCCUCUUUUUUAAAUGCAUUUGAAUCCUACUGCGCAACGAGAGAGGAUCACGUGGGAUUGGAGAGAGUUGGAUCGAUUUUGCACAGUUCAAUGUGAGAAAAAGAGAGAGAAACAAUCAACUUCUAUUUCUUUUUUUUACUUCUGUGGAUAACUGGGACUGUUGAUACUUUUGCAUAAUUGCAAGAGAAGGGGAGUAGGUUAUUUGUUCAGCCUUGGAGGUGUGGAGUAUUAUUUCUUAUAUGCCUGGGGUUUGAAAAACAAUGGAGACGCACAUUUCGUGCCUCUUCCCGGAAAUUUUGGCCAUGAUUUUCAGCUAUCUGGACGUGAGGGACAAAGGCAGGGUAGCACAAGUGUGUAUCGCUUGGAGGGACGCAUCCUACCACAAGUCAGUGUGGAGGGGGGUGGAGGCCAAGCUGCACCUCCGCCGGGCCAAUCCCUCCCUGUUCCCCAGCCUCCAGGCCAGGGGCAUCCGGAGGGUCCAGAUCCUGUCCUUGCGCCGCAGCUUGAGCUAUGUGAUCCAGGGAAUGCCUAACAUCGAAUCCCUUAAUCUGUCCGGUUGCUACAACCUCACGGAUAACGGGCUAGGUCAUGCAUUUGUGCAGGAGAUCCCAUCACUGAGGGUUUUGAACCUGAGUCUGUGCAAGCAGAUCACAGACUCCAGUCUGGGCAGGAUAGCUCAGUAUCUGAAGAACCUGGAGGUGCUGGAGCUUGGUGGCUGCAGCAACAUCACCAACACUGGGCUUCUGUUGAUAGCCUGGGGCCUCCACAGGCUCAAGAGCCUCAAUCUGAGGUCCUGCAGGCAUGUCUCGGACGUGGGGAUUGGACAUUUGGCGGGCAUGACCCGCAGCGCAGCAGAGGGCUGUUUGAACCUGGAGUACCUGACUCUCCAGGACUGUCAGAAACUGACAGACUUGUCACUCAAACACAUUUCCAAGGGGCUGACCAAGCUCCGGGUACUGAACCUGAGCUUCUGCGGGGGGAUCUCAGACGCAGGGAUGAUCCACCUCUCCCACAUGGCCUCACUGUGGAGCCUCAACCUACGCUCCUGUGACAACAUCAGCGACACAGGGACCAUGCACCUCGCCAUGGGCACCCUAAGGCUCUCCGGGCUGGACGUUUCCUUCUGCGAUAAGAUAGGCGACCAGACCCUGGCAUACAUUGCCCAGGGGCUGUACCAGCUUAAGUCCCUGUCCCUGUGCUCGUGUCACAUCUCUGACGAUGGGAUCAACCGGAUGGUGAGGCAGAUGCACGAGCUGAGGACCCUGAACAUUGGACAGUGUGUGCGCAUCACAGACAAAGGGCUGGAGCUCAUAGCUGACCACUUGACCCAGCUGGCGGGCAUUGACCUGUAUGGAUGUACCAAGAUCACCAAGAGGGGACUGGAGAGGAUCACACAGCUCCCCUGCCUUAAAGUGUUGAACCUGGGACUCUGGCAGAUGACAGAGAGUGAGAAAGUGAGGUGAUUGGAA
This is a messenger RNA of Cottoperca gobio, 1804 nucleotides long. It is a transcript of the gene fbxl14b, whose product is annotated as F-box and leucine-rich repeat protein 14b. Gene Ontology annotation, cellular component: SCF ubiquitin ligase complex. Lineage: Eukaryota; Metazoa; Chordata; Actinopteri; Perciformes; Bovichtidae. Gene Ontology annotation, molecular function: protein binding. The record is from RefSeq and is a predicted model, not a curated record. Gene Ontology annotation, biological process: SCF-dependent proteasomal ubiquitin-dependent protein catabolic process. The transcript has a single exon. The coding region runs from base 596 to 1798 and encodes 400 amino acids.